Messenger RNA from Toxoplasma gondii ME49, 546 nucleotides. RefSeq lists its product as hypothetical. Bases 1 to 387 code for a protein of 128 amino acids. The record is from RefSeq and is a predicted model, not a curated record. Lineage: Eukaryota; Apicomplexa; Conoidasida; Eucoccidiorida; Sarcocystidae. The transcript has 4 exons.
AUGGGUUCGUCCCACGAUGGCGUCAUAUAUCACGAUUUUUUAUCGGAUGGUAGUGGCCUGAUCAUGAAGCGCAUCACGACCUGGGGAUCCGACGCUUGCCUCAGUGUCCCAGAGGACUCUCCAAGCUCGAUACAACACAAAGACAGCGAUGCUCGGAAGCGACUCUCGAGGGGCCUACACUCGACCCCAAAAGCUCUCCUCUGGAACGGCCUCCCUGCUGGGGAUGCAGCAUCCGUUGUGGACAGCUCAGGUCCCAGCGAAAUCGGCACCUGGAGCGGAUAUUUUUCGGUGGACACUGAGAGAGCGAAAACACAAGUCGGGGCGGAGCUGGGCGAACUAAGAGGCUUGCGCAUGAGAGGUUUUAGUUCAUAUACGUCCACGUCAUGAACGGAAACCUAACGAAGAGAAACUUUCAUUCUACUUCGUCUUUCCUGAGACCUUUCUGGUUUCAGAUUUUUUUUACGGGACGACCAGCAUGGUGAUAAUCAAUCAAAGGCUGUAAUUUCUUAGUGAACGUUCUGUACGCUCUCUUUUCGAGUGUUCCGA